Molecule: messenger RNA, 1079 nt
Organism: Durio zibethinus
Lineage: Eukaryota; Viridiplantae; Streptophyta; Magnoliopsida; Malvales; Malvaceae
Product: syntaxin-51-like
Biological process (GO): intracellular protein transport; vesicle fusion
Cellular component (GO): SNARE complex; endomembrane system
Molecular function (GO): SNAP receptor activity; SNARE binding
Source: RefSeq, a predicted model, not a curated record
CAAACAAAUACUAGAAACAAGGGAACAAUAAUGCCUUUUUUUAGAUUUGUUUAUUUAUUUAUAUAUAAAAAACAUGCCCGUAAUAAUGUAGUAGACGACGACGUAGCCGGUCAAAUGCUACCGUCUUGAUGUUGCCAUUGCCUCCUGUCACUUAGCCUCAACGCCGCCCUUUCGUCACUCAAUUCGCCAAUUCAACAGUCCGCCUUCAGAUCAAAUUCAGGGUUUUUAUCGACAGCUCGCGCAAUUUCACUUUUCUUCUUUGUCAAUGGCAUCUUCUUCAGACCCAUGGGUAAAAGAAUAUAACGAAGCAGUAAAAAUUGCAGAUGAUAUCAAUGGCAUGAUAUCUGAAAGGAGUUCCUUGCCUGCAUCGGGACCGGAAACUCAGCGUCAUGCAUCCGCUAUAAGAAGGAAGAUUACGAUUUUAGGGACUAGACUUGAUGGAUUGCAGUCCCUUUUGUCUAGACCUACUGGGAAGCCCUUAACCGAGAAGGAGAUGAAUCGUCGCAAGGACAUGGUUGCAAAUUUGAGAUCAAAAGCGAAUCAGAUGGCUUCUGCAUUCAACAUGUCAAAUUUUGCUAACAGAGAUAGCUUACUGGGGCCAGAAAUUAAGCCAGAUGCCAUGAGUAGAACAGUUGGUUUGGAUAACUCUGGCCUUGUUGGUCUUCAACGACAAAUAAUGAAAGAGCAAGAUGAGGGUCUUGAGAAGUUGGAGGAGACAGUAAUAAGUACAAAGCAUAUUGCAUUGGCGGUUAAUGAAGAACUUGAUUUGCAUACCAGACUCAUUGAUGACCUGGACCAACAUGUGGAUGUCACUGACUCUCGCCUACGGAGAGUGCAGAAAAACCUGGCAAUUUUGAACAAGCGUACCAAAGGUGGUUGUUCCUGUAUGUGCAUGCUUUUGGCGGUUAUUGGGAUUGUGGUUCUGGUUGUCGCCAUAUACCUACUGAUCAAAUACUUGUAAUACCAACAACAACAACAACAACAAAAACAACAAGCUCGACCUUCUUGUUUGUGUGUGUUGUCGUGUGUGGAAUUGGUUUUCAAUUAUUACUUCCAUGUUGGAAACUUCUUAUUUGGGU